UUUGCAGUAUUUACACAAAGCUUCCCCGACUUUUACCCUUGUUUGACUUUAUAGACUCUCAAGAUCGAACACCCAACUUCACUCAGCACUCAGCAGUAGAGUGGGCGCAAAUUUCUGCAACCAUUAGCCAGCCAUGGCGUUUCUGUUUAAAAGAUUUCAAGAGGCAGUCAAAGUGCUUGCGAAAAGUCCCACGUUUGCUAAGGAUGGAAGGCACCUUCAGUUCGAAGCCGAUAUGAACCGGCUUUUUCUUUAUACCAGCUACAACCGCUUGGGAAAGAAUGCUGAUGAAGCGGAUGCAGAUGAGAUCAUUGACAUGGCGAGUAAGGCCUCUCUAGCUGAGCAGCAGAAGCAAGUUCAAGAAAAUAUUCAUGAACAGUUAAGUAACUUUUGCAUGCACAUGGAUGAAAUUCUUCUCCCUGAUUCAAAGACGGGCAGUGGCAGUCCUGACAAGUCUUCAGAAAGAAAUGCUGCUCCCCGACGCAGUGGUCUUGGUCUUGCUGUUGGUGGUACUGCUACUUCUGAUAAUCCUGGCACAUCUGUGGUGGAAACAAAGCCAUUAAAGCGUUUUGAGCUCUCACAGAAACUAAAGGAUUUUACUGGAUACACUCUUGAAGUCAAGCCAUCUCAAAUUCAACACGAAGAUGCUGGCCAAGGUUUAUACUUGGAUGGCGAAGCUGAUGUGGGUUCCGUGAUAGCUAUAUACCCUGGUGUGAUAUACUCACCUGCAUACUACCGUUACAUUCCUGGAUACCCAAGAGUCGAUCUACAAAACCCUUAUUUGAUCACAAGGUAUGAUGGAACCGUGAUCAAUGCUCAGCCUUGGGGUUCUGGGGGUGAAACUCGUGAAAUGUGGGAUGGAGCAAGCAUUCCAGAACCUAGACUAAAUGCUGAUGGUGGUGAAACUGGUUCAGACCGAGUCUGGAAACUGCUUAAUAAACCUCUGGAUGGUGCAAAAGUAGGGAGUAAAGGAGAAGUACUGGAGAGGAGAAAUCCUCUGGCUUUUGCUCAUUUUGCCAACCAUCCAGCCAAAGAUAUGGCCCCCAAUGUAAUGGUCUGCCCCUAUGACUUUCCUCUAACUGAGAAGCAAAUGAGAACUUACAUACCAAAUAUCUCAUUUGGAAAAGGAGAAGAGGUAAAAAUGAAGAAGUUGGGCAGCUUUUGGUUUAAAUCCUGGAAGUCGAGCAGCUUGGUGACAGAUGUUCCUAUUCUCAAGACUCUAGUUCUCGUGGCUACCAGGGAAAUCUCUAACGAAGAGAUUCUCUUGAACUACAGGUUGAGUAACUUGAAACGACGACCUUCAUGGUAUACUCCUGUUGAUGAGGAAGAGGACCGAAGGAGGUGGAGCUAAGCCAAAUUGGUAGGAAGGGUCUACUUUAAGCACAGCAGUUUUGGUUGAGACUUAAUUCCAACAUUGUACUAGGAGGAUUGACACGAGCAGUAGUUUUUCGUUUCCCCUAGUUUUAGAUUUGAGCUGAGUUUCGCUCCUCACCGGUUUUAGUUUGGUCUGUAUUGAUUUGGCAGAAAGAAGAGUUCACUUGCCAGAUUAUCAUAGAAAUCCAUUCAUAAAACCCAAAAAGGUGAUCGUUAAUGGUGAAAUUAAUUCACCAAACAGUACAAAUUUGUGUUACGAUUCAUUAUUCAAGAAACCAAUUUUUCGUAAAUUAUUUAUUUGAUGGGAAGUGGCAUAGUGUCACCGCGUGAACAG
Messenger RNA from Sesamum indicum (sesame), 1705 nucleotides. Its product is annotated as C5orf35. The record is from RefSeq and is a predicted model, not a curated record. Lineage: Eukaryota; Viridiplantae; Streptophyta; Magnoliopsida; Lamiales; Pedaliaceae.